AUGGCACAGUGUCUUCUGUUUAUUCUGAUGAGCACACUUUUCUACAAAGUAAAUUCCCUGAGCUGUUAUCAAUGCAUACCCGAGACAUCAAUAAAAUGCACUGAAACUAAAGUGGAGUGUGCUGUCGGUCAGUGCGGUACCAUGAAAACCACAUCUUACAUGGGUAACAAAACGUUGGCUGAAAUGUUUAUGAAGAACUGCUCUUUACCUCAACAAUGUGUGACUGCAUCUGUGAACCUAGGAAUUAUAAAAACAGUCAUCAGUAACCACUGCUGUGAUACAAAGUUGUGCAACUACCAGAGCGAGCCAGAAUCACCCAAAAAUGUCCCAAAUGGUAUAAUGUGUCACACCUGCACUGGAGGCGAUUGCUCUUCAAUUUUGUCCUGUGUUGAUGGUGAAGAUCACUGCAUCAAAGCUAAAGUUGAUGCUGAUGGACAGAUGAUGAUGAUGAGAGGAUGUGCCACCAGAAGUUUUUGUAGAGGCGACCUGUCCACACAGAUUGGCCAAUCCAGCAUAACCAUGGGUCUGACCUGUUGUAGAGGAAAUCUUUGUAACAGUGCCACAGCUGUGCCUGAGAUCAGACUGUUUCAAAUAGGGCUGCUGCUGUAUGCUAUUGUAGAGGCAUUAGUUUGA
Messenger RNA from Triplophysa dalaica, 633 nucleotides. It is a transcript of the gene negaly6, whose product is annotated as neuromast-expressed gpi-anchored lymphocyte antigen 6. The coding region runs from base 1 to 633 and encodes 210 amino acids. The record is from RefSeq and is a predicted model, not a curated record. The transcript is spliced from 5 exons. NCBI's taxonomy places the organism in Eukaryota, Metazoa, Chordata, Actinopteri, Cypriniformes, Nemacheilidae.